Molecule: messenger RNA, 1176 nt
Organism: Tribolium castaneum (red flour beetle)
Lineage: Eukaryota; Metazoa; Arthropoda; Insecta; Coleoptera; Tenebrionidae
Gene: Sar1
Product: Secretion-associated Ras-related 1
Exons: 6
Coding region: 144-725 (193 amino acids)
Biological process (GO): vesicle organization; intracellular protein transport; endoplasmic reticulum to Golgi vesicle-mediated transport
Cellular component (GO): COPII vesicle coat; endoplasmic reticulum exit site
Molecular function (GO): GTP binding; GTPase activity
Source: RefSeq, a predicted model, not a curated record
GGUUGGCAACGCACGUGUCACAUCACCCUUCAAGUGCCAACAGCAGUCCCGUUUACUGGUAAACUUUGAACCAGGCCCAAAAAAACAGAAAAACGCCUCAAAAGUUACAUUACUAGUGUUAAAAUUCAAAGAAAAUAGACAAAAUGUUCAUUUGGGACUGGUUUACUGGCGUCUUGGGUUAUCUAGGCUUGUGGAAGAAGUCGGGCAAGCUGCUCUUCCUGGGCCUCGACAAUGCGGGAAAAACUACUUUGUUGCACAUGCUCAAGGAUGACAGGCUAGCGCAGCAUCUUCCCACACUGCAUCCUACGUCGGAAGAGUUAUCUAUCGGAAACAUGCGAUUCACGACGUUCGAUCUAGGGGGUCACUCUCAAGCGAGACGUGUAUGGAAAGAUUACUUUCCGGCAGUUGACGCGAUAGUAUUUUUGAUAGACGCCAACGAUCGCGCCAGAUUUGAAGAAAGUAAACAGGAGUUGGUGUCACUUCUAACGGACGAAACUCUCUCGUCUUGUCCUGUACUCAUUUUGGGCAAUAAAAUUGACUUGCCAGGAGCCGCGUCCGAGGACGAGAUCAGGAUGUACUACGAUUUGUACGGGCAGUCGACUGGAAAGGGAAAAGUGCCACGAUCGGAGCUAUCAGCGCGCCCUCUUGAGCUGUUCAUGUGCUCGAUCCUCAAGAGGCAAGGUUACGGUGAAGGGUUCCGUUGGCUCGCACAAUACAUCGAUUGAACAACUCAGUAACGUUAUCGGUGUGACAACGGACUGUUUAUAUACUUGUGAAUUUGUAUACCGUUAAGAAUUCUAAAAAACCUUGCGAAUUGUCACGGGUAAAAUUUCGUUUGUUUAUAUUUUAAGGUUGUAUUGUCUUACAUUUCACGAAAUCAUUUAUUAAAAUGUAGCGUCUUAAGUGUUAUUCAAUUGUUUGCAUUUACCCGUGACUCAAUUCGGUAUCGUUUUAACCCCCCCUAAAAAAAUUGUGUCCAUUUUUUUGCAACUGAACUUUGAUUUUUGUCAAUGUUGACGUGUUUAGGCAAAUAUUUAGUCCAUUGUUUGAACCACCGCAAGUUAUUAGCGAAUAACGGCACUGGUUGCUAGUUACCUACGAUGGUUUGGUGUAAAUUAUUUAAAUCAAUUUCAAAAACAAUAUUUUUUGUUGAAUAAAACCGCUUUGUAUAAACAA